GCGAAAAAAAGGCUAUAGAUAAGAGAGAUAAGAUAACUAACAGAAACUGUGACCUGUGACAGAAGAUAAUGCUAUAAGUGCUGGAUAGUGGAUGUGGAUAUGAAUCGUUGCUUUCUUAAAGUAUAUCUCAUAUACUUAUUAUCUAGAUAUAUAAAUAAAAUAUCAAGCAAAAAUGAUGGCACGUGACUCGAGAUUAAAUAAAAAAAAACAAUUCAAUCAAUUUUCAAUUUCACUUGGCUAGUAGAUUUUCUGCGAUCGUGUCAGAAAUAUUAGAAUUAGAACCACAAAACAGAGAAAAGAAUUAGAACAUAGAUUUGACAGUAGACAGUAUUGAAUAAAACCUAACCUAGAAAGACAAAUUAGCCGGAAUUAAUUACACAAAGCCUAUUUAUUAAAAUGUCAUCUAAUAAAAUUGCUGUGGUUACAGGGAGCAACAAAGGCAUUGGAUAUGCCAUAGUUAAGGGCCUUUGCGAGAAAUUUAAUGGUGUCGUGUAUUUAACGGCUAGAGAUGUUGGUAGAGGAGAAGCAGCAGUCAACAAACUGAAAGAACUUGGCUUCAACCCUCUGUUUCAUCAGUUGGACGUUACAGACCAGUCUAGCGUCGACAAAUUUAAGGAAUAUAUUAAAUCAAAACAUGAAGGCAUAGAUAUUUUAGUUAAUAAUGCUGCUAUAGCAUUUAAGAAUAAUGCAACUGAACCUUUUGGCCAGCAAGCUGAAGAGACCAUAAAAGUGAACUAUUUUGCAACACUAAGAGUAUCGGAAGCACUUUUUCCCUUAUUACGCAACAAUGCCAAAGUCGUUAAUAUUUCCAGCUCCUCAGGGCAUCUCAGCAGGAUUCCGUCUGAAGAUUUACGAGCGAAAUUAGGGGAUUCUACUUUGACCAUUCCAGACCUCAACAAAUUAAUGGAAAAAUUUGUAAAGGACGCCAAAGAUGACAAAGCAUAUUCCGAAGGAUGGGGUCGCUCAGCUUACGUCGUCUCCAAAGUGGGCGUGAGUGCUCUAACGUUUGCCCAACAAAGACUGUUCGAUAACGAGCAACCCAAUAGGAAUAUCGCGGUAAACGUCGUUCAUCCGGGCUACGUAGUUACAGACAUGACCAGUCAAACAGGGCAUUUAACUACUGAAGAAGGAGCGAAGGCCCCUCUUUACUUGGCUCUGGAAGCAGAUUUCAAAGGAAAAUACGUUUGGUACGAUAGUCAAAUUGUCGACUGGUAUGGAACUACACCUUCGCAGUAUUAAGUUACAUUUGACAUUAAUGAUUCUUGAGAAUUUAUUUUUUGUAAAAAACAAGAUAUUUGUUAAAAAAAAAUGCUAUAUUUU
This is a messenger RNA of Anoplophora glabripennis (Asian longhorned beetle), 1320 nucleotides long. Its product is annotated as carbonyl reductase [NADPH] 3. The transcript is spliced from 5 exons. The record is from RefSeq and is a predicted model, not a curated record. NCBI's taxonomy places the organism in Eukaryota, Metazoa, Arthropoda, Insecta, Coleoptera, Cerambycidae. Bases 397 to 1239 code for a protein of 280 amino acids. Gene Ontology annotation, molecular function: carbonyl reductase (NADPH) activity.